AUGAAAUCCAAUGCAAAAAGCCUGGUCAUGGACUUCUUGAAGGCUCCUGAUCUCGUCAAAUGCGUCCGAAAGCUGAGGGUGAACGCUCAGGAAGGGACAAAGGCGUUCUGGGAUGUGGUCAAAGACGAAGAAGGAAAUGAGGUUGUCCUGUACCCCGAAUUGAACAAGAAGUUGGACCUGGUGCGUUUGCGAAUCAAAGAUAUUCGCUGCAUCUGCUUGAAUCCAAUGGCAUGGUUCACUAACGUGAAUAUUCUGUGCCUAUACUUCCCAGAAGUGUUCCGGCCGGAACCUCUCUACGAGGAUGAAAAUGAGGAUUCUUCGACGUACCAGCUAGCAUAUCAGAUUUGUCACGCGCUUCGGUAUGGCCUCUUCAAUCGCACGCUCCAAGCGUUGGAGAUUCAAUACCUUCCUACAUGCGACAUGAUCCUCCGGGUCCUGAGCUCACCUUCCUCCAAUCUGUCCUCGUUAACAAUCACCGAAUGCCUCCCCAAGCCAUGUCUCACCGACAAUUUCUGGGAUUCAUAUUCACUCAUCUAUCCGAAUCUGCAACAUUUACAUCUUUCAAAAGUUGGCAUUAAAAUUAAGGGUGGCUCAUCCGACGACGACGCACUGCAGACCGAUCUAGAGAUGUUUCUGCUUCGCCACAGUGAAUCCAUCAAGACAAUACGACUCGACGAGUGCUUAAUCGCGGUCCCAAAGGAUGCCCCACCAGGGUUUCCGAGAACGUGGGCAGACGUCUGGAGGAACGUCGAAGAAAAUAUCCCUCACUUACAGCGAUUUGAGUUUGAACCAGCACCUGGGAACCCCUCGGACGUCAGCUCAGAUUCGGGCAACUAUAUUGGAAUAUCGUACGGCUUGCUUCAGUGGUCACCCAGAGCGUAUUUCUCGAUUCUUUCGGACGAACGGAGCAGAGCUGUCGAAAAUCUUCCGUCUGAACGAGACGAUAGGGCUGCCUGGGAGAGACUACAGAAAACUCUCGAGGGAAGGAAGAAGGGGUCCCAUUGGGAUUAG
This is a messenger RNA of Cyclocybe aegerita, 1011 nucleotides long. NCBI's taxonomy places the organism in Eukaryota, Fungi, Basidiomycota, Agaricomycetes, Agaricales, Hemipholiotaceae. The record is from the annotation of a GenBank genome assembly.